GCCCGCCUCCUAAUCCUCGGGCGGAGCGGCUCGGGGGCCCCAUUUUAUGGCAAUAAAGCGACUUAGCGCCUGCUGAGCGAGCCCCUCCCCGCCGCCGCCCCCGCCCUCGGCCCCACCCCGGGGCUCGCCCGCAGCGGCGGGGCUUUGUUUCUGGGGAGGAGGACCCGGAGCUCUUUUGUUUGGGGGUUUCUUGUUUUCGGCCCCCCCUCACCUCACCCCACCCCACCCCACCCCAAGCGCCUCUCCGGUUUCCUGAGCUGCGGGCUGCGAGGGAGGAGAAGCGGCGUCCUGCAACCCCCUCGGCUGGGCCCCGGGGUAAUUCGAUGCGGGCCUGGCGAGGCUCCCCACACUAGACCCGGGCUCGCAUCUCGGCAGCCUCCACCCACCGGCCCACCCUACAUUUAGCGCAUCAUGUGAUCCGGGUGGCGUGCAGUGGAGCCAUCCCAGCUUGCAGCUCAGGAUCCUUCUGCCUCAGCCUCCCAGGAUUAAUCUAGGAAUGUUAUCACUGGGUCAAAGACUAUCAACGUGCUUUUGACUCUUGAAACGAAAGUGCCUUUCAAAGGAGUUCUGAUGGAUCAAUGUGACUCUAAGAACAAAUGGAUGAAUGAAUAUCCAUAUGAAGAGAAAAACAAUAAAGAAUAUCAACAACUUUGAGAACAGAAUGUUAAUGCUUGAUGGGAUGCCGGCAGUCAGAGUCAAAACAGAGCUUUUGGAAUCUGAACAAGGGUCUCCAAACGUCCACAACUAUCCCGAUAUGGAAGCCGUUCCCCUGUUGCUAAAUAAUGUGAAAGGGGAGCCACCAGAGGACUCGUUAUCUGUAGAUCACUUCCAAACACAAACUGAGCCAGUGGACUUGUCAAUAAACAAAGCCAGGACGUCCCCUACUGCCGUGUCAUCCUCCCCAGUUUCCAUGACAGCGUCUGCCUCCUCACCUUCUUCAACUUCAACCUCUUCAUCGUCUUCUAGUCGUCUAGCCUCAUCCCCAACUGUUAUCACAUCAGUAUCUUCAGCGUCAUCUUCGUCAACAGUAUUAACUCCAGGGCCUCUUGUUGCCUCUGCAUCUGGUGUUGGAGGCCAGCAGUUUUUGCACAUUAUCCAUCCUGUACCGCCUUCAAGUCCCAUGAAUUUACAGUCUAACAAACUGAGUCAUGUUCACCGCAUCCCCGUGGUGGUACAGUCGGUGCCUGUUGUCUACACAGCUGUAAGGUCACCUGGAAAUGUGAACAACACUAUUGUCGUGCCGCUUUUGGAGGAUGGCAGAGGCCAUGGCAAAGCACAAAUGGACCCCCGAGGCCUAUCUCCCAGACAAAGUAAAAGUGACAGUGAUGAUGAUGACCUGCCAAAUGUGACCUUAGAUAGCGUUAAUGAAACUGGAUCUACGGCCCUUUCCAUAGCCAGAGCAGUACAAGAGGUACAUCCGUCCCCAGUAUCAAGGGUCCGGGGAAAUCGAAUGAAUAAUCAGAAGUUUCCUUGUUCAAUUUCACCAUUUAGUAUUGAGAGCACAAGACGCCAGAGACGGUCUGAAUCCCCAGACUCCAGAAAACGGCGUAUCCACAGAUGUGAUUUUGAGGGAUGCAACAAAGUGUACACAAAAAGUUCUCACCUGAAGGCUCACCGGAGGACACAUACAGGAGAGAAACCCUACAAGUGUACCUGGGAAGGCUGCACCUGGAAGUUCGCUCGUUCAGAUGAACUGACGAGGCAUUACCGCAAACACACGGGAGUGAAGCCAUUCAAGUGCGCGGACUGUGAUCGCAGCUUUUCCCGGUCAGAUCAUUUGGCCCUGCACCGCCGGAGGCAUAUGUUGGUGUGAGGAAUGCUACCUGUCCGGCUGAGCGUAAGAGCUGGAUCUCUUAGCGGCACCCAAUUCAGCAGGGCUGAAUCCCCUUCACAGUGUUAACACAAAAGGGCAUCACCAUCCCAUGAUGUCUGAAACCAGAGCAGGAAAAAGAAGGCACACUUCUUUUGGUCUGAAGGUAACCCCCAUCAUGACUACACGAGAACCGUCUUUACGCGGGCCUGGGAGCUCAGUGACAUAAAUGCUGAAGAGACAGGCAUUGUUUUCCGUGCUGUGUCCUCUGCCAUUUAAAGAUGUUUGUAGCUUGUACAUUUUCUGAGCUGUCAGACAUUUUGUUAUUGAUACCUUAAAGGUCACCUACCACAAAUUGAUGGCUAGAGCAAGACCUUUUAAAUUUGGAUGAAUCUCCCAUCAUCCCAUCCCUUAACCCCUUUUUACAGAAAUUUUCGUUACAAUCUGAGUAAGCUAGAACACACAUCCAAUCUGUUACCAGCAAGCAGCAUGAAAGUAGAAAUGAAGAAGCAGAUGGAGAGGUCCCAUUACCUGCAAAGAAAGGGCACUCAGGCAGCCCUUUGCAAUCGCGAUGGCGGCCACUAGAUACCACUCGCAACUUGUCAUUCUGCCAUGCCCUGAAGAAAACCAACAUUGAAUCUUUCAUUUGUUUGUCGUUGAUUGUUUUUGUUUUGUUUCGAUUCUGUUUUGUUCAUCUGUUCGAGCAGAGGGGCAGUUGAAGUCUCGUCCUGGUCUCUGCCCUGGCAUGGACUGGCACAGAGGUGUUCUGUAGUUGAAUAGGAAGAGCCUGUCUAAAAAACUACUGCCCCACUUCAAAUUGCAGUGUUCUGUCACCUAGGCAUCAUCUCUUCCUGCCCCUAGUAUUUGAUUACAAGGAACCAGGGGAAAAAAACUUUCUUAGACACACUGGCACCAAGGUAAGAGGUGGGGCUGCCCAGGCAAAGUCAGUGAACAUGAAAAAUCAGACAAAGCAGAGAUGGAAAUAAUGCGCCUCUUGAGGAGAAAAGCAAUAAUGAAUAAAAGGACUUUCCUACAAUAACUUCACUGAGGACUCACGUUACCAAUUUUCAUACUUACUAAAGGGAUUGUAAAAAACACCCCAGCAUUUUAGAUGUCUUGGUUCCAUUUACAGCACUGAGGUAAUCUUUCUGCUGUUUGUUGUCCUGCUUGGUUGAGUACCACAAUUAAAGAUUAUGCUCCCCUUUUCUUGUUUGAAAACAGUUAUUUGGUGACUAGAAAGGCAAGGGAGGCAUAGCUGGGAAUUAACUCUUCGGUUAAUGGGUCAGUUCUCCUUGGAACUGAAUCAGUGGAAAGAGAAUGCCUCCCAUAGAAAGCCCAACAUGGUGCUAGUUUCCUCUCUUGGAGAGCCAAGGAUAAGUGACUCUCCAAUAGGUUCUUCUAUACAGAUUUCAUUUUCUAAACUGUAUCAGGACCCAGGUGUCCUGCAUUGGCAUCUGCAGGGAUAUUGAACCCACUCAUCCUGUGCGGAGGGUGAGAGGAAGGUGUUAGUUCCAUCAGCCCCCUAAAAUUAUGAACCUUUUUGCAACUAGCAAAAUAUACAGUAAACAAGCAAUACAUCACCAACAACCAUUCUUUCAGAAAAAUUACCAUAUUUUUGUCCCCACUACAAGCUGGGUUUUUUUCCAGCUUUCUGUGGCUGAGGGGCUUGGUGAGAUUUUUUGUUGUUGUUAUUGUUGUUGUUGCUAGAAUUUUUUAUAGCUUAGAUAUAAAAGGUCUCCAACAAAGACCUUUGCAAUAUAUUUUAAUUACAAACACUUGAUUUUGGGAAUUGCACAUAUUAACCUCACAAUAUUACUAGCUCAUUUUUAAAUGUCUGGACAUUCUGAAAUAAUUUCCGGUUACAGAAUUAUCCUUUUUAGGAUCAUCUUCUAAUUCAGAUAAUCUUAUUCUGAUGAAGCGAGAACUAUGAACGUUGAAACAAGGACAAUUUGUGUUGGAUGGUAUUCAAAGGAAUUUUUUAAAACAUUGAGCAACAGUGUAAUGAUUUUCAGGUCAAAUUAUGGCUUCACAAAUAUGUGUUCUAUAUUGUCUGCCAGGUCUCAAAAAUUCAUCAGGCAGUUUCCCUCCAACAAGGGCUGCAGUUCUAGUGAUAAAUAGCAUCUUUAGCUACACAGUCUACUACUCAUCAACCAGUGGGUUUUUUUUACCACCUGGAAAGUUUUUUUGUACUGUAUGCAACUCCUACUUCACAUUGCCUGUGACCAUUCAGAAUAGAAAAAGGUCAUGAUGCAUGCCAGUGUUGGUUACUAGUCAGUGACAGAGAACACAGAGAGGGACAAACACAGCCAUGAACCCCCUGGCACUAGUACCAGCACCUAGUUGGCAAGUAGUCAGUGCAUCCCUCAAGUGAAGUGUAGAUUUGUAUUUAGUCCUGCUUGCUCUCAUAAAAGGAGCCAGUUCUUUUCUCUGCUGAAAGAUGUCUUGAGAGUAUUACAGGUAGACUUGGUUUUUAGAAUUCAUAAAACUGACAGGCAGGGGAAGCUUCCUGAGUGACAGCUUGGUUUAAAUUUAGCACAGAACUAAAUGAGUUGCACUUUUCUAAUAACAUAGGAUGGAUUUGGGGAAGGGAACAUUUUUCCUCAUCCUCUGAAAGUGGAAACCAGACUGAGAUGGUAAGUUAACUGAUAAAACCUGUCAGCAUUCCAUCGUUUUCCCCUUUUGACAUAUCAGUACUUCUAAGAAGGGAUCUAAGCACAAUUAAGUGAAUGAGUCUCGGGUCUAGCCUCAGGAACUGAAACUUCUUUGGGGCUUGUCUUGAGACAUGGCAAAUUCUCCUUGGUGAGUUUUCUAAAAGUAUUUCCCCAUGGAAAGGAAAAAGUGGUUUGGGACAGAAAGAAAUGGAAUGUCUUCAGUCAUGGAAGAGCCUCCAUUUCAUCUCAUGUCCAUUUCUAGCCUCUUUCAAAAAGCACAGUGCAUCAUGAGCAACAGAAAAGCAGUAGAAUCCUAAAGGACUUAUCAGUUGUUCCAUAACUAGAAGCAUUCUUUGAUUUUAAAUUUGAAGCUGUUCAGUUUGCAGCUGGGGAUAUGUGCAUGGUUGGGAACUUAUACACAUAGAGCCAUUAACUACUUAAGCAGCUGCAGUAGACCUGAUUUUCUGUUUGCAGUAUAGAGAUUGAUUUCAAGGGAGUUACAUUAUUUGAAAAGUUACGACUUUCAGCCUUUGAGGUUUUAAGAAUCCCUUUUCAUGUUCUGAUCUUAAGUUGUUUGAAAAAAGAUUCACGCUUCUGCAUCCACCUCUGCCCUCAUUCUGUCAGUUGUGUGUGGACUCUGAGAAGCCUGCUUGAUAACUUGUCUUAAGUUCUAUUAAGGCAGUUAGACUGAGAUUUCUAAUGACUUUACCAUAAAGAUUAUACUUCUGCCUGGCAUUGUUUCUAUAAAACACUAUAGGAUAUUUGUUUUCAAAAGCAGUUGAGUAACAGCAACAUAAACCACAUUUUUUAAAAAAAUGAGCACUUUUCAUUCACUUGAAAGCUUAAGUGGGAAAAAGGAAGAUGAUUGUCAGGGGAAAAACUUACAAAAUGCUACAGUGUUUACAAAUGCCAGUUCCAGGUAUUAGAAAGGCCAUUUUCAUUAUGGUUCAAAUUUGGAAUAGCUUAUGCAAAGAUUGUGUUCAUUUUUAUACAAUUCUUUUUAACUUUAAAUUGCCAUUUGUGUUUUAAACAUAAUUCUGCACUUUGAAAUCAGUUCAUUAGAAUGAUAACAUUUAUAUGGAUAAAGAUGCAGUAUUCCUUAUUCUGUACUUGAUUUAUUAUACUUACCAAAGCUGCAACUGAAUAAAUCUGGUGAGGUGAGGCCUUCAAAUGUAUUACUACGCCUUUGUUAUGUUGUUAUGACUGCUUAGAAAUGUAGCCAUGAUGUUGUUCUAAAGAUGUCUUAACAUUUAUAGUGAGGAUUGACAGAAAUUAAGCAGUGUUAAGAAUACCAGCAUCCAUGUUACAGUCUGCGUAUAAGGGACGGAAUGUGAGGUAACUCUUAUGAAUCAUAAUAGGCCCAGAAAGCCUUAAUAUUCAUAGUUCAUAAUCCAGUCUCAGAUUUUGCUCUUCAGUGUUGCCUGUAAACUUAGCAGGUAAAUGUAUUCUAGUAUAAAAUAUCAUUGACCAAAUCUCUUCCUUUAGUUUUUCUGAGGUAGUGCAUCCCAUUAAAAAAGUCUCUUCAAUUUGAUUUGGCUUUAGUUUAGAAAGGGGUUUGGUAAGUCAUGUCUUCCAUAUGACAUUUCUACUCAUCCCCACACUGCCUUCCACUUAACCUGUACAGACAGCCCCAACACAUGGACAUGUGUGUACACAACUGUAUAUGCAGCAGCCAGUGGGCUAACAAAUAUCAACAAAGUACUUUUUUAAAAAGAAUUUGUAAUAAUCCAUGCUGUCUAGAAAUGUGAGUUACUUACCUUAUUAGGAAACCGGCUUAUAAUACUAUAUAUGACUCUGCCUGCAUUUUAUAGUUAAGAAAUGUACAUAAAAAUUGCUAUAUUUUCACAGUUUCAUUAUAGAGUAAUGUCUGUUUAGUAACCCAUGUCCAUUGAUACUUUAAAUAUGCUAAUUACUGAGCAAUUGCAAUAGAAAUCCAGAUUUUCAUAAGAAAAUGAAAUAGAAGGAUACUGCAUCUUUGAAAAAUAGAGUGAAGAUAUUUUACUGUAUUCGUAACAUAUGUGAUAGUGGAAAAAGUAUUUUCAAACUCACAAAUUUUACAGAGGUUGUAAAUAGUUUGAUGAAGUAUGUUGGGAAAGAGAGCUUCUAGUUUUCAUCACAAUAAAAGGAAAAAACUUGUUCAGAUAUGCCUUGUAUAUCUUACACACAAUGAGCGAAAUUGCCAUGGGAACUGUGUCCAACUUUGUCAGAGCAUGUUCUUCGUGUUCUGUUCAAAAUAGAGUGGCCACUUGUCAUGGUUUAGCCAGGAUGGUUUAAAAUAUAAUGAAGUCAUUUUAAGUUGCAGACAACUGAUUCCAAACUAGUAAUGUCUUUUCCUGAAAAGGGCAAAACAGCUGCACAGGAUUUUGCUUGUACUAAAGAGGAGCAUCUUACAAUUGUUCUCUUUUCUCAGUUAUCUCCCUCCUCAACAGAGUGUGAACAACCAUACAGGUGUUUAUUCUUGUUUUAUUCCAGGGAGACUGCUUUUAGGUAUAACUACAUGUUGACAAGAUUAAGUGCUGUGGAUAUGGCCACAUGUUAAAUGAAUCUAUACUCGCAGUAGGAAUAAGCUAAUGCCCAUUUUCAGAAAUAAAUUAAAUGCUGAAAGUGCCUGUCAGUAAAUAUUAUGACCAAUGAGAUAUUCCUAUACUUUUACACAGCAAUAAUUCUUAAUAAAACUGGGUUUUUUCCUGCACAUGUAAACACACACACACAUACCCACACACACACAGAGAGUAAAUACAUGCACAUAGUAAAUCAAAUCUGUUCACAUGCCCACAAAAAAAGCUUUUAUAUCUUUCAAAUAUACCUAAUCUUGUUUACAUUAACAUUUCUUAAUUUGAUCCUUCUAACUUGCAGAACUUAAGAACACAAAUCUGAACAUUAAGUUUAUCUUCAGUGAACACUAUUGCAUAUGGUAAUUAUAAUUUCCGGAUAAAAAGUUGACUGUCAUUUGCCCCAAACUUAUGAAACAGUAUGUAUGAUUCAAAAAGUUUUGCUCAGUUAAAAACACCAAUUUAUUUAGCGCAAAAGACUGAAGGAUAUUUGUUUGCUUGUUCAUUUUAUCCACUCAUAUCAAACGCACAAAUUCAUCUUUACAUUUCUUCAUUCCCCUUUCCCCUAAUAUUUCCUAUUAUCAUCUAAGAAUCAUUUUGGAAUGAAUAUUGACAGAAUCAUUUCUCCCCAAAAAGUCUGUUGAAGUACUACUGACACUUAAUAAGCCUAGCCUUUAACCAGUUUUGCAGUUAGUCCUAAAAAUUACCAGAUACAGAUUCAGAGGCUCACAGGUUUUUUUCCUGUAAUUACUGUACUGCUAAAAGUGGAGUCAUGGAUAGAAAUAUACAGUGAGAUUAUAUGAAUAGACAUGAACCCUGGAAAUUCUCCAACCCUGCCAUCUCAGAGCACAAAUUCACCCAAACAAGCUACUGAGGCUAUCAGUAAAAUUAUACUCAUGGAGAGUCACACAUCGGGUAAGGGCAAUUUUAAAAGUAGGACUGUGAUUAAACAUUCAGGCUUUAGACUUCCACGAUGGACUCAGACCACAGGCCUCAAAAAAACAUUCACUGUUUUCUCCUCCCAAUGUUAGAAAGAAGAAAAGAGAGAAGGAAAUGUACCAGGAUAAGGGGGUAAAAUAACCAAUUAAGUGUCAAAGGAAAGCUGCUGGGUUCCUUAAUCUCACUGAAGUCAAGUCUUCUGACUGGGCUUCUUUCCAUGUGUUGUCUGAAAAAACUAAAGUACCUUGAAAGGUUACACAUUCAGCAAACCAUGAAGAUAAUAGCUAUUCUUUAUUGAACACUAUGUGCCAAGCAAUAGGCUAGGCAAUUUUUAGAUACGUUACCUCCAACCUGUACAACUUUUCUACACUUUAUGGAUGGGAAACGGAGGCAUGGGAAGUGUGGCUGGGUUGUUCAUGGAUGUAGAAAUAGUAAACGGCAGAGUAGGAAAGUGAAACCUCCUAUCUCUGACCCGGAGGUCUGCCUGUAUCUUUCCCACUCCACCACACUGCACAUGGGUGUCCUGAAACCACCUUCCCAGAUUCCUGACUCUCAGCAAUUUUAUUGUGGACAACAUGCAUGAGUAGUCAUCAUAUUUUUCAAGUGAAAUAUCGGGACAUGAUAUAACACAUGACUUAACAAUGGUACUGAAUAUUUGAAAUCAGGCCUCUCCUGGAAAAUCAUGCAUGAAGGAUCAUUAUAAACAAACAAUAGCAACCAGUUGUCUCCCCACACUUGUCACUUUUCUCAUAAAUGUCUGGCCUGGAGCUCCAAAAUCAUCCAAAUACUUAAUAGCAUUUUAGCCUGAGUACACUUUCUCAGUUCCUCAACUCUUUGUAUGCCUUUCCACCAACAUAGACAUUCUGGAAUCUGCUUCAGAUGCAUUUGAAAUUUUCACCCCCAUGGAACUAGUGAUUAAUAUCAGAGCCCACUCUUGCAGUUGGUAAUGGGGUGGCAAUCAAACAUUCAGAUGAUGAUAAAGGAGAGAUAAUGGAUAAUUCUUUUUCAGAGUUCUCACUUAACAGCUCUGUGUUGGAAUGUUUUAAAUAGUCUUAUAAAUAAUUUGUUUAUAGUAUUGUUGUUAGUUUAAUUGAAUUUUAUGUAAGAAGCUGUCCAACAUCGGAGAAAUGAAAUUCCUCCCUCUUUUCUGUGUAGAACAAGGUCUUUGACAGUAUUGAUUCAUGGAAGUACUAAUGGACUUAGAAAACAUUAAGAGAAUGUCAUUUCUCAUAGUGUUUCUGUUUCUGAAAAUGAAUCUCCUGAAUUAUGAUCUUUCUCCCUGUUACUUGGCUGGGGAAAGAGAUAAAAGCUGUAUAAACAAAUCCUCUUCCAUGCUCAAAGCAAGUGUUCCAUGUGCACAACCUGCUGCAGACUGGGGCCCUUCUCAGUUAAUUGGGUUUCACAAGCAAUAAUUUCUCCACAACAAAAACCACAACUUGAAGUGAGUUGAAAAGAGAUGAAUAGUGGAAACAGUUGCCUCAGUACUUUUUCUUUCUGGAUUUCAUCUCUAGAAAUUUGAAGUGUUUGAGACAAGAGUCAACCCUUUGUGCAAGGCGAGAACCAAUGAGUGGACUCCUUGUGUGAAUUAUUGCAUCUUCUUCCAAAGCAGGUUCACCAAGACUUUCACAGAGAUUCAUUUUUGUUGAGAAGUAAGGGUCAAUAGGAGGAUAGAAUUUGGAUCCAAAUCUAGUGAUAAAAGUGUCCAAGCAAUCAAAAAGUAAGAUAUUUUAAGGACAUACCAACAUCUUCCCUUUCUGCUAAUUUCAUGCUCCAAAGAUAUGGCAAAAAAAAAAAUCAUAGAAAAUGCUUUUGCCCUACUUGUGGUCUAGUUUUCCCAUGGCAGAAUUUUGUAAUUACAUCCAGAAUAUAGUGUAUAUUUUGUUCCUCAAACUUUAUUACAUUGGAUGGAUAUUGUUGAACUGGGGCACUGGUGCCUAUAUUCAAGGCUCUUUCCUAUCAACGUGUCUGUCCACAAUUUGUUGUGUUUAAAACUUCAUUUUGAAAAAUCACUGUCCCCCUGUGGGGUAGUGACUGUAUUGUUUUGUUCAUGUCUAUGUGGGACACAUUGCAUCACAUGGCAAACCAAGUCUCUGUGGAUGUGAGAUAAGUACUUAUAAAACCAGCUUGAAAACAUCGUCUUAUGUAUUAUGUCAUCUUGCAUCAUAAUGCAAUUAUGUGUAUCAUAACAUGCUCAUUUAAAAAAAGAGAAACCAGCAAAUUCAUGUUUGUCCAUAGAAGAAUGUACUCAGAACUUUGUGUUGUGAAACGAUGAGAACAGACCACCUUUAAGAUACCCACCUGCCACUUAAAAUGACUUAGUUAUAAUUAGUAGUAGUCUAGACGUUGUUCUUGGUGUGUGGGGGUCAAUUCUAACGUCAUGUUCUUUUGAAUAAAUCUCUCAGUCAUAUUUGAAAAAAAAUACAUGGGAAUAAAGAAAAAUAUCAUCUUUGGCCAAGUCAAGCAGGCAUCUUUUUUUCUUUUCCUUGACGUUUAGCUCAUUAUACAUGGUGAUUGGAUCACAAGAUCCUUCCGUGUAAAAAUACAAAAACAUCCUUCAGUUUACAAAACAGUUAUUCUAGGCUUGAAGCCUCUGAACAGCGAAUUGAAUAGAUGGGCUGCAUCUGAUUUGCUUUAUGGAUGUAAUUUUACAAAAGACUCUUGGGUCUCUGACCCCAGGGAGUUAAGAGUGCCCAGAGGAGGUCCUACACAUUAAAGGAUAAAGCCCCCCAAUGAUGCUGGCAAGCAAAUGUGUUGAGUUCUUAAAUCUUCAUUUGGUUUUCUGUUCAGGAUUUUAAUUGCAAAUGAAUUUAUUUCUCCAGUUUAUCUAAAGACCUAAUUUCCCAAUAGUUUCCUCUGCAUUUAUAUACUCUGUAGUGUUUAGGCAACCCUGUUAUAAGUUUAUUAAUAUUAUGUAAGUGUUGUUCUUGUAUUUAUGUAUAGUGUAUGUAUUGUAAAUAUACUCAGAGCUUUUUUCCUUUUACUGUAAAAUGGUGAUUUUUUUUGCCCUAUGAUAAUGUAAAGGGAGACCCUCCUAAUGAGAUUCUCUCAGAGGAUGAUUAUUCCAGUCUAUUCUCAGAGAUUUAAAUGAACAAGUGUUAUUGUUUUUAAUGGUGUCUCAGACAUAUUCUGUUGGUGCAUUGCUUUUCUGUAUUCAACUUUCCUAUGAAUUGAGCUGUGAACUGAAAUAGAGUUUAAACCUUUAACUGUAUGCAUUUGUAUAAUUAUCUGAAUGAAGGCAUGAAGGUUAAAUAAAGCAUUUUGUAUGGAACAAAA
Pongo pygmaeus (Bornean orangutan) is the source of this 11225-nucleotide messenger RNA. RefSeq names its product KLF transcription factor 12 (gene KLF12). Bases 605 to 1813 code for a protein of 402 amino acids. Gene Ontology annotation, molecular function: RNA polymerase II cis-regulatory region sequence-specific DNA binding; DNA-binding transcription factor activity, RNA polymerase II-specific. The transcript has 10 exons. Gene Ontology annotation, biological process: regulation of transcription by RNA polymerase II. The record is from RefSeq and is a predicted model, not a curated record. Lineage: Eukaryota; Metazoa; Chordata; Mammalia; Primates; Hominidae.